Knipowitschia caucasica is the source of this 774-nucleotide messenger RNA. Lineage: Eukaryota; Metazoa; Chordata; Actinopteri; Gobiiformes; Gobiidae. The record is from the annotation of a GenBank genome assembly.
AUGACCGAACCUUCUACUGACCAAUUCGGGAUUCCUCUGUCCUCCCUCCGCCUGCUGGUCUCUCCUCUGCGGCUCAUGUCUGCAGCUCUGUGGGGAAUCGUGCAGCACAGAGCCGUGAAGCACUACGGGCUGCUGGAGGACUUCAUCACCGCUGUGCACGACAACAUCCCGGGUGUAAUCAGCCACUCCGAGCGCCUGCAUAUUCUCAUGGGUUUACGGGCAAAGACUGUGUUAGAGAUGUGGAACCAUGAUGACUUGUGCAAUAGACACAAUAUUGAGCCUCUUUUGUCGAAGAUGGACGAUCUUAUGAAGAAAGAUGAUGGGGAAUCACAAUCAAAGUGGAAGGCGUUUACACAAGUUGUUUACUCGAUGUUGGAUAAUCCAGGGAAAUUGGAAAUGUCUGAUCAGAAAUCUUUGUUGUCAGAGUUUGACAGCACAUUUGAUUCAUCUCUGCAGACACUUGUUACAAAAUUCUUUUUGACUUUGGAUAGCAUACUCCCUGUUCCAAGUCUUGAUCAAACCUCUCUGUGGCUCCGGCUGUGUCCUUCAGUCUUGAAGGAAUGUGAGGAUAUUUUAGAUCAACCUGAACCGCUCAGUAACCUCCUCCAACACCAUAAACAAAACUCCACUUUUUCAACAGGGCUCUAUUCCAGUGGUAGUUUGCCAGGCUUCUCUGAUUUACCAGACCAACAGACGGGACAGAGGAUUGUGCUCCGUCAGUGGAAGUCACUCUUUCUCUUGACGACGAAGCCGCUGACUUCUAUGAUGUCAUAA